AUGUCUCAACAAGGAGGACCACCCGUACCUUUUUCUUCCCUCCCACUAUCCAAAACCCACGCCGCCGCCAAACUAAAUGCGUGGGGAGCCUAUGGAGACGAAGACGAGAGAGGAUUCCUAAAUCGACAGACAGAUGAGAUUGUGGCUGCUGCCGCUGCCUCUGAGAUCAAGACUGGUACUCGUGUCAGCUUGAAUGCUGCGCUGGAUUUUCAAGGUGACCGACCCCUCUUCGGCCGCCAAGUCUUCAAGAAAGACGUCUACCAAAAGAAGCCAAGAAUAGUCCACGACGACACAUGGCAUUUCAACACCCAGUCCUCCUCGCAAUGGGACGGCCUCCGGCACUUCGGAUAUCAAAAAGCCGAACGCUUCUAUAACGACACCACAGUCGAAGACAUUGCAGGCACAUCCGAGAAAGCCCAGAAGCGCUCUAAUAUCCUCGGUGUGCAAAAUCUGGAGAAAUACGGUAUUGUCGGUCGAGGUAUUUUGGUCGACUUUGCUCGAUGGCGGGAAAGUGGACCAGGGAAAGAUAUUUCGGAAGUGCAAAGCUUCCAGUCCUUUGAGCGGCAUCCGAUCAAGCUUGAGUGGUUGAAGCAGAUCCUGGACUGGCAGGGAACCCAAGUCAAAUUUGGUGAUAUUCUGAUCAUCCGAUCAGGCUAUAUGAAAGCAUACUAUGCACUGCAGAAUGCUGACAUAGAGCGCCUGCAAGCGAUGCAUCCUCCGUCGUUGGGUGGAGUUGAGCAGUCGGAAGAACUCUUGAACUGGAUCUGGGAUAAUUUUUCUGCGGUGGCUGCUGAUCAUCCUAGUUUUGAGCAGUGGCCGACACCACUCGAGUGGAGUUGUCAUGAAGUGUUUCUGGCUGGUUGGGGAUGUCCCAUAGGAGAACUAUUUGAGCUGGAAGAAUUGAGUCGAACAUGUGAGAAGUUGGGAAGGUGGAGUUUCUUCCUGACGAGCGAGGCUGUGCAUGUGCCAGGGGGUGUGGCAAGUCCUCCAAACGCGCUGGCAAUCUUUUGA
Molecule: messenger RNA, 1011 nt
Organism: Lithohypha guttulata
Lineage: Eukaryota; Fungi; Ascomycota; Eurotiomycetes; Chaetothyriales; Trichomeriaceae
Exons: 2
Coding region: 1-1011 (336 amino acids)
Molecular function (GO): arylformamidase activity
Source: RefSeq, a predicted model, not a curated record